Salmo salar (Atlantic salmon) is the source of this 2491-nucleotide messenger RNA. RefSeq names its product WD repeat domain 45B (gene wdr45b). The record is from RefSeq and is a predicted model, not a curated record. Lineage: Eukaryota; Metazoa; Chordata; Actinopteri; Salmoniformes; Salmonidae. Gene Ontology annotation, molecular function: protein binding.
CUCACACUCGAUCACUCGGUGCUCUUUUGAGCGUCCUGGAUGAACCAAGAGCUGUGUUGUUUUUCCUAACUGGCUGUCUGGCACAGGAAAAAUGGUAGCUAGCUAGCAUUCUGUGGAAAUUUGACUAACGUACGACUGAGAUUAUCUGAUCGAAAUAAUGAAUUUACUACCAUCAAACGCACAUGGGAACGGACUACUGUACGCGGGAUUCAACCAGGAUCAUGCUCAGGAUUCAUCCAUACUACGACGGUGGAUAUUGCACCUCCGCCUGCCGCUAACUCUAGCAGGCUUGUAACUGCCUGUACAUGCCGAACUCUUCAUUGAGACAAUGCUAAAAUAUCAAUUCUUGGGAUGCUUUGCUUGCGGAAUGGAGAAUGGGUUUAGAGUGUACAACACAGAUCCACUCAAAGAGAAAGAAAAACAAGGGACACAGCAUUGUGACAGCGAGAGCCAAGGUACCUCCUUCCUGCUCCUGCUAGUUCAUGGAGGGCGGGGUCGGGCAUGUGGAGAUGCUGUUCAGGUGUAACUACCUAGCGCUGGUUGGAGGAGGGAAAAAGCCCAAAUACCCACCUAACAAAGUGAUGAUCUGGGAUGACCUGAAGAAAAAGACGGUUAUAGAAAUUGAGUUCUCCACUGAAGUCAAAGCAGUGAAGCUUCGAAGGGACAGGAUCGUGGUGGUCCUGGACUCUAUGAUCAAAGUGUUCACGUUCACCCACAACCCUCAUCAGCUGCAUGUGUUUGAGACCUGCUAUAACCCCAAAGGUCUGUGUGUACUGUGUCCCAACAGUAACAACUCUCUGCUGGCGUUCCCGGGGACCCACUCUGGGCACGUGCAGAUUGUAGACCUUGCCAACACAGAGAAGCCUCCAGUGGACAUCCCUGCCCACGAGGGGGCGCUGUGCUGCAUCGCCCUCAACCUGCAGGGAACCAGGAUAGCCACUGCCUCCGAGAAAGGGACCCUGAUCAGAAUAUUUGACACCAUGGCAGGCCACCUGAUUCAGGAGUUGAGGCGAGGGUCACAGGCUGCUAACAUCUACUGCAUCAAUUUCAACCAGGAUGCAACCCUCAUCUGUGUGUCUAGUGACCACGGUACAGUCCACAUAUUCGCUGCAGAGGAUCCCAAGAGGAACAAACAGUCCAGCCUAGCCUCGGCCAGUUUCCUUCCCAAGUACUUCAGCUCCAAGUGGAGCUUCUCCAAGUUCCAGGUUCCAUCAAACUCGCCGUGUGUGUGUGCCUUCGGAACAGAACCCAACUCUGUCAUAGCCAUUUGUGCCGAUGGCAGCUACUACAAGUUCCUGUUCAAUCAGAAGGGGGAGUGUUCCCGAGACGUCUACGCACAGUUCCUGGAGAUGACAGACGAGAAGAUCUGACCUUUCACCCUACCACCUCCUGCAAACGGACAGACGUGUACACGGCGGAUGGGUUUAUUUUCAGGAGCAGGAGGACGAGGGGGAUGGACAGAAGGAGGAAAAGGAGGAGGAGAUGAUGUCUCUGCUCACCCAGUGCUGAUGGACUCUACACGGUGGAGCGUCAGAAGGUGAGAGAGACACCAUCUCGGGGAAACAACAGAGGAAUGAAAGAUGGACCGAGAGAAAUCAGGACUGAGUGCCCUCUGACAAAACCUACUUAAAGACUCCCUGUACAACUAGACAACGACAGGGGGACGAGAACACUCUAACGGAUGUCACCUGGGCCUCCUUGUCCUGCUAGUCCGAGGACGAAAGAGGGAGACUUGCUUUUUAAAGAUGUCUUCUGUGAAAUGUACGAUGAUCGGGCGGUUAUUUUUUAAAGGUGUAUAGCGUUGAUUCUAAUAGGUAGAUGCAUAGAAAACAAAUCUUGUCAACUAACACCACCUAAUCUAACUAUAGGGAGUGCCUCUGAGCUGAAUCGAGAGUGGAGUGUGUGUAUAUACUCACAUAUAUACAUACAGUGCAUUCAGAAAGUUUUCAGACCCCUUCACUUUUUCUAUAUUUUGUUACGUUACAGCCUUAUUCUAAAAUGGAUUAAAUAAAAAUUUUUCCCAUAUUAUAAUCUACACACAAUACCCCAUAAUGACAAAGCGAAAACAGGUUUUUAGAAAUACCUUAUUUACAUAAGUAUUCAGACCCUUUGCUAUGAGACUCAAUUGAGCUCAGGUGCAUGCUGGUUCCAUUGAUCAUCCUUGAGCUGUUUCUACAACUUGAUUGGAGUCCACCCGCGGUAAAUUCAAAUGAUUUGACAUGAUUUGGAUAGGCGCACACCUGUUUUGUAUAUUGUCCCACUUUUGAGGGUGCAUGUCAGCGAAAACCAAGCCAUGAGGUCGAUGGAAUUAUUUGUAGAGCUCUGAGACAGGAUUGUGUCGAUGCAGAGAUCUGGGGAAGAGUACCAACACAUUUCUGCUGCAUUGAAGGUCCCAAGAACACAGUAGCCUCCAUCAUUCUUAAAAGGAAUACGUUUGGAACCACCAAGACUCUUCCUAGUGCUGGCCGCCCGGACAGACUGAGCAAUCGGG